This is a messenger RNA of Coffea eugenioides, 1153 nucleotides long. Its product is annotated as ribosomal RNA processing protein 36 homolog. Gene Ontology annotation, biological process: maturation of SSU-rRNA from tricistronic rRNA transcript (SSU-rRNA, 5.8S rRNA, LSU-rRNA). Gene Ontology annotation, cellular component: 90S preribosome; nucleolus. The coding region runs from base 138 to 803 and encodes 221 amino acids. The record is from RefSeq and is a predicted model, not a curated record. Lineage: Eukaryota; Viridiplantae; Streptophyta; Magnoliopsida; Gentianales; Rubiaceae. The transcript has 8 exons.
AUUGGGCAAAAUUAGCGCUUCUCUGAAACCUCUAAACCCUAACUUCUAUUUUUAUCCCCUAUCCACUUCUUUUUGUUUUUUCUUUGAAUAGUGCUGGAUUUUCAGUUCCUAGUUACUGAAUUCUACUAGAAAUUAAAAUGACAAAACCGGAUUUAGCAGUCGCGACGUCAAGCAAAAUCAAGUUCGACGAUAGCGAUGAUGAUCACGAUUCUACCUCCGAGGAUGAAGGGGAAAUAGAGAAGGAGCUGGCGGAUGUGACGUUCGAGGAGCUGCAGCGAGCCAAGUCGGACGGGUCGGAGAUGGUGUAUAGGAAGUUCAAAUCGGAGAAUAAAGUCGGUGGAAGAGCGAAUAAGAAUAGGCCGAUGGAAAUGAGUAGUAAGAAGCCGGUUAAUAGAUAUAGAGAAGUCAUCCAAGUUCCAAAGAAGGUUGUACGUGAUCCUCGCUUUGAAUCAUUAUGUGGCAGACUUGAUGUUGAAGGGUUCAAGAAAAGAUAUGGUUUUCUCUAUGAGAAUGAGCUUCCUGGUGGAAAAGAGGAUAAACAAUUGAAGAGUGCAGUAUCAAGACGCACUGACAGAGAAAUUUUAGCUGAACACAAGAAGAAAGAGAGAGAAGCUGCAAAGCAAGGGAAAAAACCAUACUAUCUGAAAAAAUCUGAAAUACGAAAGCAAAAGCUUAUUGACAAAUACAAGGAACUGAAGGCAUCUGGGAAGCUUGAAUCUUUUAUUGAGAAAAAGAGAAAAAGGAAUGCUUCAAAAGACCACAGAUACAUGCCAUAUCGCCGUUUGGAAGGAGGAGACCAAUAAUUUAAAAAUGUUAUUGGAACAACAGAGCCUAGUGUAUGUGAUCUGAUAGGCUUGAGAACUUUGCUAUGCCUAUUAAGGUUGCAGGAGGGACGAGCAUCAGUUGAUGUUUUUGUUUUUGGCUCUUAUUCGCUUGAAAUAAGCCUUUUGUUGUAUCGUAGUAGAUUAGCUGUUUAUAGCUAGCUUUGAACUUACAUGUCAUGAAAGAGCCCGGAAUGGCUUUUAAAUCCAGAAACUGGCUCCAAGGCUGAGUAUCUUAUAUGUUCUCGACAUCAAACUAUUUUUUGCCAUUCCAGCUUGGACUAAAUCAGUAUUGCCCAUAAUUUUUAAUGUUCUUGCCCUCAUUUUACGAA